UUCAAGAUAAAAACAAGUGCCCGUUUUAUUUUAACAUGCAUCAAUUCUGUAAUUACCACAUUCAUAAAAUAGUCCAUCAUGUAAAAUGAAAUGGCGAAUCGGGGAAAAAACCGGGAGGCGGGGAAGGGCAAGUACGGUGCGUUUUGUCGUUCUAAUUCCACACCAUCUCCCUUGUGCCAGUGGGCUCUACACCAGCAGCAAUGCAAUGCAGUGUUGAGUGUUCCCUCUUGCUUGCAUUCGAGUUUGAUUUGUUUUCAGACCAAAAAUAAGUUCGGUUGGUUUAAUGAGUAGGCGUAGAUUUCAGGAAAAUGCGUGAUAGUUGAGAGUGAGUGACAACCUCGGAGGAUUUUCACCAGUUCCAAACUUAGGUUAUGUUUCUUAAUGGAAUUCAUCAAAUCCCCAACAAUUUGAUCGGAUCAAGAUUUCUUCGAGAUUGUUCAUUCUCCAACCUCGGCUCUUCUAGGCUUACAGUAAAGGAAGGAAAACUCCUUUCGCAGGGCCCAGCGCAUGAAGGAAAGGCCUCUUAUUGAUAAUGUGGAAGCUUGUUCAAAUCAGAUCAGAAGAUAAUGAUGAAGCGCAGGAGAGCUUUCUUGGUGAGGAGUCGGGUGUCUUCUGCUCCCUCUCUCCAAUGCAGAGAGUUUAUGGAUUCGCAGCUUGUUUGGUCGCUGGUCUUGUUUGCAUGUUAGUGUCAGUGGUUGUCUUUGCCAAACCCAUCAAAUUUGCAGUAUUGUUCACCUUUGGUAACCUGUUAGCAAUUGGAAGCACGGCUUUCCUGGUAGGACCUGCACAGCAAAUUGGAAUGAUGUUUGACCCUGUCCGUGUGGUUGCAACAGCCAUAUACCUUGGAUGUGUAGUUAUAGCUCUUGUUUGUGCUCUUCUGAUCCGCAGUAAGGUUUUGACGAUAAUUGCUAUCAUAGAUGAACGGCUUCUCAAAAUGAGUUAUAUUCAUGGAGCAUGUUGAAUUUUUAUGGGGAUCAUUUACUAGCUGGUAGUUAUUGCAGCAAGAAAUUUUAUUGAUCCAGAUUCUUGUAGGCUUCAUCGAAUGGUGUUAAAUUCGUGGAGUUGCUCAGAUUGAGCACGUGAGUUGGCAUUUUCUCAUGGUUGUUACAAACGUCAAACGUCAGAUUUUGUACCAGCCAGGAUUCUUUGUUGGCCAGAUACCGACGAGGAUUCGUGUUUUAUGCUCCUGUUCUUUUUUAUUUUCUUGUUACUGUGGUGUAACUAAAAUUUGUUUAUAAAAAAGUUGUUAGCACGAUGUAAUAGAAAAACCAUUUGAA
This is a messenger RNA of Prosopis cineraria, 1277 nucleotides long. RefSeq lists its product as uncharacterized. Lineage: Eukaryota; Viridiplantae; Streptophyta; Magnoliopsida; Fabales; Fabaceae. The transcript is spliced from 9 exons. Gene Ontology annotation, biological process: vesicle-mediated transport. The record is from RefSeq and is a predicted model, not a curated record. The coding region runs from base 533 to 961 and encodes 142 amino acids. Gene Ontology annotation, cellular component: membrane.